CUUCAUCCUCGUCCAAUCCUGUGUGCACAGUGUAAUUUCCUCAUAUCAAAACACAGAGUGGGAUGGGCUCCACAGUCAGACUCGUGAGGAACACUGGAGUAACGCGGGACUCGUUGUGGUGUCCGUGGUUUAGGCUACACGCGCAUCCUUUGCGACUGGGGGAAUCAACACCAAACAUCCAAGCAAAUCCAAAGGGGAAAAGGCAGCGUUAAGCACCAUGGGACCAUUCCAGGAAUAUGAGGAAAAGAAGUCGCCAGGGAAGGAGAGCCCCCGCAGCCGCAUCCCACGCUUGAUCCUCCAUCCUUUCCAGCCUAAUGAGAAAGGGUCGCCCCUGUCCGAAUCACCCAUUUCAGAGGAGGAGGGUAAGGACUGUGACAUCAGCUCGGACAACUCCAAACGGACCAUCAGCACCAACAGCUUUUGCUCAGAUGACACCGGCUGCCCCAGUAGUCAGUCUGUGUCCCCCUCCAAAACCCCAUCAGGCUCAGACAACAGUCCGCAUGGCUCCCCCACGCCCACCGCCGAGUGCAAGACCAAGGUGAAGAGGGUGAGGGUGAUGGAAGAGUGGCACGCACCCCCGCCAAGGCACAAGAGGGAGCAGCGAUCGUCCACAUUGCCCAGAGGUAGUGAGGCAGACUUCAGCUCCUCCAGCAGCACUGGCAGCCUAAAGCGAGGGGGGAGCCUGGCCCACAGCUCCACAGGGAAGAAGAUCUCCUCACGCAGUCGGGGUGCCCACAUCAGGAGCCUCCCUGUGUUCAAGCUGGCAGGGAUCCCCUCAGCAUCCCGUGAUGCAGAGCUCUAUGCCCCGUACAGGACAGUUCCCUCAUCCACCACCAACAGCAGCAGCAACUCUAGCCCCACCGUACCCUCCAGAAGGAUGACCCCCAGAAGAUACCACUCCUGUGGGGACAACCAUGGCAUCAGACCCCCCAAUCCAGAGCAGUACCUCACCCCCCUGCAACAGAAGGAGGUGGCCAUUCGCCACCUGAGGAGCAAGCUGAGCGAGGUGGAGAACACCGUCCACGACAGGGAGUCUGAGAUUGAGAAUCUCAAGUCCCAGCUGGGACGGAUGAGGGAGGACUGGAUCGAGGAGGAGUGCCACCGCGUCGAGGCACAGCUGGCCCUAAAGGAGGCACGAAAGGAGAUCAAGCAGCUCCGGCAGGUUGUGGAGACCAUGAAGAGCAGCCUGAUGGAGAAGGACAAGGGCAUCCAGAAGUACUUUGUCGACAUCAACAUCCAGAACCGCAAGCUGGAGUCCCUGCUGCACAGCAUGGAGAUGGCCCAGAGUGGCUCCACGCUGCAAGACGAGCCAACCAUGGACUUCAUCUGUGGCGACUCCGACUCCCCUGUCAACGACCAGCAGGGGGAGGUGGGUGACCAGGCGGUGGAGGAGAUGGUGGACAGUGGGCUGCUGGUCAACGACAACCUGGAGCACGUGCUCAUGUCCACGGCGGUGGACUCCAGCCACGACUCUAGCGGUAAGCUGCGCUGCCACCCAGAGGCUGGUCCAGGGGUGUCCACUCUACUCCACAGUCUGGAGGAGAAGGUCACACCACUGCCUUCACCACCCUCCAACACGUUCUGCUGCAGCACACUCCCCUUCCCUGCUCCAGAGGACAAGGCCGUACAGACCGAGGUGGUGUCCUUCCCUCCUGACCUGCACACCCUCCUGCUGCAGCUGCUGAAGCUCCAUGGUGGUGCAGUUGGAGAUGCUCUCCUCCCAGCUUCUACCAGCCUCCUAGAAAUCCCAGCACUGCAGGGCCCAGCCUCGGCCCCUAUCCCAUCCAGCCCUAACCAGUCCACCUUGAGCCUGCCUAGCCCCAGCCAGCCCACACCAGUUUUGCCAGUGAGCCCUGACAUGUCCAGUGAUUCAGGCCUGUGUUGCUCAGACCCUGAGGUGAUGGUCUCCAUGCGCUUCAUGGAGGAGCUGGAUUUUGAGGUGAGCAGUGAGGAGCCCUGCAGUGCCCCCGAGAUGGACGUGGUCAACAAACGCUAUUGGAGCAGCAGCUUCCUUGUCGAUCUUGUUGCUGUGGCCGUACCAGUGUUGCCCACGGUGGCCUGGCUGUAUUCCCGGCAUGGCGUGGAUGGGGCGGCGCCAGUCUACAACAUCGCAGCACUGAUCCGUGGCUGUUGCAUGAUGGGCUUGCACUCUCUCCGUCAUGUCACUCAUCAUCAUGGGGCAGAUGUGUAACGAACGGCCUCUGACCCCUGCAUGCACAGCCCGACCCCUCAACUUGAAGCACUUAAACAUCAGUUAAUCAAAGAGUAUUUGUGAAAAUCUUUAGUUUUUCUACACUUGUGAAUAUUAAAGCUACAGUUAUUAAUUUAGGUUCCCACGCGGUUACUUUGCACUGUGUACAGUUGUUGUGAGUUAUGUGAAAUUUAUGGUGAAGGGAUUUUAUUUACUUUCCAUCUGUUGUGUUAUCAUAAUUGUGUCUAAAUGGAUAAUCUGAGUAGGUGGUUAUGCAUCAUUGAUGUCCUGGGCUGGCACUAGUUACCCCUACUUAAAGCAACUAUGUUAUUUUUCUGAAAGUAUUAGGAUUUCUGAGGGUGGGGAUGAAAUUGAAUGUUAGUUUAAGCAAGUUUGUAAUGGUUUAUGUUCCCAAAUCUUAAACCUGCAGCCAAAGCUUCAUUAGUGAACGUUCACUCUUAAUGUUUAUUUUUCUACCUGGGAGUAGAGCUUUUUACGUACGUGUGUAACAAAUUGUUGAUUGGAGUAUGAGCUCAAUGCUUUGAAACAUCCCAUACUCGUUUGUGCCUGAGCUACUUUGUGUAAUACUCUUAACAUCAAAUGUCCUAAUAUAUUUAUUAAAGCAUGAUAAUCCAA
Oncorhynchus tshawytscha (Chinook salmon) is the source of this 2827-nucleotide messenger RNA. It is a transcript of the gene sybu, whose product is annotated as syntabulin (syntaxin-interacting). The record is from RefSeq and is a predicted model, not a curated record. Gene Ontology annotation, biological process: synapse maturation; axonal transport of mitochondrion. NCBI's taxonomy places the organism in Eukaryota, Metazoa, Chordata, Actinopteri, Salmoniformes, Salmonidae. The transcript is spliced from 8 exons. Gene Ontology annotation, cellular component: vesicle; cytoplasmic microtubule. The coding region runs from base 218 to 2191 and encodes 657 amino acids.